CCUUUUGAGCGCAAAGACAUUUCCAUUUGUUAACAAAUAGAGUACUGCUCCUUACCCCUGGCCUCACAAUCUCCUCAGCUUUAGAAAUAUAUAUCUCUCCAGGAUUGCUGGAAGAGGUAAUUGUUUGGCCUACCUCAAAGAUUCAGAGUUCAGACAUACACAGUAUGCAGACUGCAGAGUGUACCUAUGCUUCUGUAUGGUCUCUGUUUAGAUGGAAGAAGAUAUCUUCGACUCAUCUCUGAAUCUAGAGGACACGCAUUACAAGCAAGGAUACUCUGAUGGUUACGCCGACGGUCUAGCCUCCGGCAUAGAGGGAGGCCGUGAGGUGGGCCUCAAAACCGGGUUUGAAGUCGGAUUUGAAUUGGGGUUCUACAGAGGCUGUAUCGACGCCUGGAUCUCUGCGAGUCGCCUUGAUCCUACUUGUUUCUCGCCUCGAGUGCAGAAAAACAUGGUGCAGAUGGAUGAAUUGGUGCGGAAGUACCCUAUAUCCACCCCGGAAAACGAGUGUGUUACUGAUAUCAUGGAGUCUUUGAGGAUGAAGUUCCGAGCUAUCUGUGCCACACUGAACGUGAAGUUGGAGUAUGAGGGUUACCCUAGGGCUUCCGGUUUUGAGAAUACUGGAUUUUGACGGGUGUAUAUUGUGGUUCUAAAUCAUUUUGUAGUUUAGUGCUUGUCUUUCUAGUUGAAUGUAAUAGUUAGAGCAUCUACAUCAGUGGAUAUUAUGGAGAUAAUGUCAGAUGAAUUAUCUCGGGUGGGGAUAAUAACAAGUGUGGAGUGGAGUUAUUGGUUGAAA
Messenger RNA from Ipomoea nil (Japanese morning glory), 793 nucleotides. Its product is annotated as oral cancer-overexpressed protein 1 homolog. Bases 212 to 628 code for a protein of 138 amino acids. The transcript has 3 exons. The record is from RefSeq and is a predicted model, not a curated record. Lineage: Eukaryota; Viridiplantae; Streptophyta; Magnoliopsida; Solanales; Convolvulaceae.